Messenger RNA from Talaromyces atroroseus, 918 nucleotides. RefSeq lists its product as hypothetical. The transcript has 3 exons. Bases 1 to 918 code for a protein of 305 amino acids. The record is from RefSeq and is a predicted model, not a curated record. Gene Ontology annotation, molecular function: protein binding. NCBI's taxonomy places the organism in Eukaryota, Fungi, Ascomycota, Eurotiomycetes, Eurotiales, Trichocomaceae.
AUGGGCUGCUGCCUUUCGCGCUCGAGUAAUGACGAACCGACAUUCCAUGCUUCCGCAGUGACACAAGAGCGUCCAGAAGAAUCGCUCUCUCAUACCGCGCAGGCUGAACACCAUUCGGGCCAAGAAGCUACCAACAGCUCAUCCCAUCGAGGGGUCGGUCAUCGCUCUCGUUCCAGACGCCAGGGCGUAUCGCUACCAUUAGAUCAACACUAUAACCAGCCGAUCCGGCCCCAUGUAUGGCGUAGCAAGCGUCGCAUUUGGACGCGAUCGCAAAUCACCCAAGAGCGAGAAGAGUUCUUCGAUACUCGGGUUACUGGGCGCGCAGAGGUAUGGGCUGCUCUCCGUGCAGCAGUCUCUUUAUUGCGUGACGGCGAAACAGAGACGGCGCAAGGAAUUGUAGAUGCCGCCGGAGUUACGGUGCCUACAGGUGACCUCUGCGAGGGCUGCUACGAUGAAAAUGGCGUUCUUUACCGCUUGCCUCAAUGCAUCGUCAGCGAUCCAGAUAAUAUCGCAGAUGACUCGGCUUCGGCUGUUCGAAAUGAAAGCCCUGGAGACGAUAUUGAAGAUGGAAUUUUAGACCACAAAAUGGUUACUGACGACUCAGAGGAUGAACUUAUUUCGGAAGAUGCUGAGAGACGCCGUGAGGAGAAAGGUAAAAUGAAUGAGCGCGAUAUGAUCAAGGUCCAAGCCCGACUGAGCGAUCGGGGUGGUCCGGAUGUGAUCGUUGCCAUUGGAAAAACACAGGCUGUUGGUGUAUUGGCUCGCAAAAUUCAGAGUGAGGUCAAGAUACCAAAUACCCAGCGCGUUCGUAUCGUGUAUCUUGGCCAAAUGCUGAGAGAGAACGAGCCUUUGGUUGACCAAGGUUGGAAGCAAGGUCACAUAGUGAAUGCAAUGGUCGUCCCUCGGCCAUCUACUUGA